AUGGGUAUGCAGGUUGUGCUCGAGUACUAUAAAAGACAAGGCAUUACUCUAGCAAUCCGGCAACCUGCACAUCGGUGGCAAUCAUUGUCUAGCUCACUGAGAACACUCCAUGAAGGAUUUCAACGCACCACCACACCUCCUAAUGACACAUCAAAUAGCGACAACAAUGAUCAUUACGACAUACGGGAAGAAGAAGCUGCCGAUGAUGACAACAUCAGUUUGCAUGAAGAUGACGUACAUCGUAUUCGGAUGGUGCCUUGCAUUGACCCGACAAGAAAUGGUGGUGGUUCACAUAUUGAUGUGAUUGAACGCGAGUUGACCUCGGGCACAUCAAUCGAACUAGGGCGUUUUACAGACCAACUUUAUAUACCCCAUCGGAUCUCUUUCCGCACCAAAGUGGUCAGUCGAAAGCAUGCUGUGCUUUGGGUGCAACGUGGCAAGUUUUUUAUUCGAGAUACCAAGUCAUCUUCGGGCACCUAUGUGAACAACGUGCGGCUAAGCGCACCCUACAAAGAAUCAAAAGCAAAAGAACUCCACGAUGGCGAUAUACUGCAGCUGGGUGCCGAUUAUCGAGGUGGUACACAAGAUUCCUUCCGAUGCAUCAAGUUAAAAGUCGAGUUGGACAGGAAAAGUACACACGAGAUUGAUUGGUUUAGCUAUCAAUCAUUCCAAAGUCUUCAGUAUUUGACAUCUCAUACGCCGACAUCUACAAUGUUGGGUGGUGGUGGUGGUAUUGAAUUUGGUAGCAGUGCAUCAUCCUCUGCAUCGUAUGUGAUGGAUGAUGAAGAAGGGGUAUAUAACAAGGAGGAGCAACAGCAACAUGACCCAUCGUCGGAAUCGUUGAUCAAGGAUUGCUGCAUUUGUCUUUAUCCCGUGGCACCCUUACAAGCACUCUUUGUGGCACCAUGUCAGCAUACCUUUCAUUACAAGUGCAUCCGUCCCCUGCUCAAUCAUUAUCCCGGUUUCCAAUGUCCAUGUUGUCGCAAUUAUUCAGAUUUGGAAUCACCUGUUACUAUUGAGAGAAGCGAGGUACUCGACAUGCUGGAUAGGCUUAAGAAUAGCAAUAGUAACCACUCAUUGGAUAUUUGUACAAGUUGA
Messenger RNA from Lichtheimia ornata, 1098 nucleotides. RefSeq lists its product as uncharacterized. Gene Ontology annotation, cellular component: mitotic spindle pole body; cell division site; cytosol. The record is from RefSeq and is a predicted model, not a curated record. The transcript is spliced from 6 exons. Bases 1 to 1098 code for a protein of 365 amino acids. NCBI's taxonomy places the organism in Eukaryota, Fungi, Mucoromycota, Mucoromycetes, Mucorales, Lichtheimiaceae. Gene Ontology annotation, biological process: protein ubiquitination; mitotic spindle assembly checkpoint signaling; ubiquitin-dependent protein catabolic process. Gene Ontology annotation, molecular function: ubiquitin protein ligase activity; protein binding.